AUGAGUAAACAUUUGGAUACUAAGUGGAAUUUUAAAACUAGAUCAGGCAAUGAUAAAGAAAAUUUUUUUCUUAUUUAUGUUGGCCAAACAAUAUAUAUAUAUCUUAAUGAUUACAAGUUUAUUAUUUAUAUUGUAGUUGGUAAUAGUGAACAUCAGUUAAAAUCUGGUUGGUGUUGUAUAUCUGAUAGUGAAAGUAUAACUGAAAUAUUUCUAACAAAAGCUAUUUCUUCUUUAGAUCAAAAAUUAUUUAAUACUACAAUACAGUAUUCUGGAUCUAUGGUUAUUGAAUUAAAUAAUCAAAAUAUCAUAAAUCAGUUAUAUACUGAUAUUAAUUUUUAUCCACACCAAAAACUUGCAGUUUUUGUUUCAAAAAUUCUUGAAGAUAAGUGUGUUAUUAAAUUAUAUCAGGAUGUAAGCAAAAUAAAAACUUUCUAUAAUUCUACACUAUCUAAUGUAUGGAAAAACUCUGGGUUUAUUGAAAAGUUUGAUGAAAUAGAGCUUUUUGGUCUUACAAAUAACUAUGCAUAG
Cetraspora pellucida is the source of this 528-nucleotide messenger RNA. NCBI's taxonomy places the organism in Eukaryota, Fungi, Glomeromycota, Glomeromycetes, Diversisporales, Gigasporaceae. The record is from the annotation of a GenBank genome assembly.